AUGGCCACUCUCGGCGGAGUCCACGAAUCCCAUGCCUCACAGAACAGCCUCGAAACCGAAGACCUCGCUCGCUUCGCCGUCCAAGAUCACAACAACAAGGAGAAUGCUCUGCUUGAAUUCAUGAGGGUGGUGAAGGUGAAGGAGCAAGUGGUUGCUGGCACUCUGCACCAUCUGACGAUCGAGGCAAUCGACGCUGGUACGAAGAAGCUUUACGAAGCCAAAGUCUGGGUGAAGCCUUGGAUGGGGUUUAAGGAAGUGCAGGAGUUCAAGCACACUGGUAAGUGUGAGGAAACGCCGUCGUUUACCCCUUAA
Prunus mume (Japanese apricot) is the source of this 312-nucleotide messenger RNA. Lineage: Eukaryota; Viridiplantae; Streptophyta; Magnoliopsida; Rosales; Rosaceae. The record is from RefSeq and is a predicted model, not a curated record.